GAUGCCAAAAUAGCAGUAGUAAAAAAAAAGGGCCUAUGCUAAGGUGUCAUUUACAUGUAAGGAGGCUUUGAGAUCUCUUGUAUUUCAAGAAGGAUUAAAAAUAAAAUAAGUAUUACAAUUUAAUAACUUUUUAAGGCAGCUCAAAAAUUAUAAAUAAAUUAUGCAAGUGCUAAAACCAUUAUCCUCCAAUUUAGGUAGCAAUAGAUGAGAAAAUGUUUUAAAUAUUUAUCAAAGAAGCCUUGUCUUAUUAAAUAGGCUUCAUAAAUAAAAUAUUAGUUUAAAAUUAUUUCUUAAACUGGUGGAGAGAAGGUAAAUGAAAAAGUAUAUGAUUUAAAUUGA
Molecule: messenger RNA, 339 nt
Organism: Paramecium pentaurelia
Lineage: Eukaryota; Ciliophora; Oligohymenophorea; Peniculida; Parameciidae
Source: the annotation of a GenBank genome assembly